CCGCCGCACCAACUAACUUCAGCGUCAGCGCCAGUUGGAGCUGGAAUCGCACACCGACUGCCCGCUAUGAUGUGACCCUGUUGUCGCGUCGCACCCUGCUUUAAUAGCUGCAAGUGUUGUUCUUGGAUGAAAUUAAAAUCUGGGAGUAGGGUUUCCACCAUCCUCUGAUCGCACACCGGGCUGGCAAAGUUGGAGUCAUUAACUGAGAAAAAGUCCUACUGUUUCUCAUUGUCACUUGCUAAAGCCGCAGCGGGCGUGGGCACGUCGACUGGUCGGGGCCUUCCUUGAAAUGCCGAAAAUGCAAACAGAACAGAAUCGGUGUCGCCCUCCCUGCGGUCAUCUUAUACUUCAUUACGAUUACCGCAGGAUCAAGGCACCAAUUGCUGCCACGCGAAAGUCUUCACUUGAUAAGAUGCCGAAGAGAAGCACUACAGGGCUACCAUAUGCCUCUAUCACUUCUUAUCCAUGAGUCAGCGGGAAAGGUGUUCACUGUGUUUAAUAUCUACCCUCAACGAUAUUGGAUACCGGUGUCUGUUAUUGCCCUUGCUGGUUUUCUUUUGUCGAUAUGGCUACCAGAACCAGCACGUACGUCCUAAAUGCUUCUUAUGCCUUCUCCAUGUACGACAGCUUAUUCGAUGCCAACGUCACCAUGGACUGCUUGGACCUGCUUCCCCCCUUACCGUCUCCCAUGAAGGUCUUCCUGCUGGUGACCUUCGUCUCGGUGACCGUCGUCUGCGGCGUGGGUAACUCGCUGCUCUGCUUCAUCGUGCUGACGCAGAAGCGUCUGCGGAGCGUGACCAACCUCUUUAUUACCAACUUGGCCGCCUCGGACCUGCUAAUGGCCGUACUCAGCGUGCCUUUCACGCUGCACUACUACCUCCACCAAAACUGGAUCUUUGGGGCUUGGAUGUGCUCCUUUGUGGGCACGGUCAAGUUGGUGUCCAUUUACGUCUCCAUCAACACCCUCUUGGUCAUUGCAGUCGACAGGUACUAUGGUAUCUUUCGUCCUCUACGUCCACGCAUGGAGAAAGGGCGACUGGUGCUUAUUGUUCUGGCCAUUUGGAUCGUGUCGUUCCUCGUUGCAUUACCAACCUUUCUCUUCUUAACAACAUCGUCCCCAACAACCGACUGCAGGGGACGAACCGUCCAGAUGUGCUUUGAGAACUGGGUUAACCCCAGCGCAGCCAACGGCUACGUGAUCUUCAUCACGGUAGCUGAGUUUUUGUUGCCUAUCUACAGCAUGGGAUUCAUUUACAUCAGCAUCGCCAUCAAGCUGUGGACGCACCGAACGCCCCCGGGGCAGGUGACACCCCGCCACCGGGAGAUUAUGCUGGUCCGUAAACAGAAGACUAUCCCCAUGCUCAUCACUGUGGUGGUGGCAUUCUUUGUCUGUUUCGCCCCUUACCACGGCUACAAUCUAGCGUUGACCUACUACCAAGAGGAGUGGCACCAGACUGUGCCCCACUUCUACAGUUUGUAUUACAUCACCGAGAGUGUGGCCAUGCUCAAUGCCGUCAUCAGCACCUUCAUCUACUUCAUCAUGAGCCCCAUGUUCCGGAAGGAGAUCCGAAACCUGGCUGGCCGGAUCCUGUGCCGCUGCCCACCAGUUUUUUUAGGGAUCCGCCGCGUGUCGUUCCACUCUGCGGCUAGUCACACCUUCAACACCACCCGAAACGGCUCCGCAAUCCGGAAACCUGUUGGUUUAGGUGGGCCCGAUAAUACACUCGAAACAAAGAUCUGAGGGACGAUGGGUGAAAUGGGCAUGGAAAAAAAGCUCACAAGAUUAAGAAUGUUUGCUUGGUGAAGCAACUCCAAAGUAUUGCCAGUUUCUGAUGUUUGCCGGAUAUCACCUCCACAGGGCAAUACACUCAUCAGUGACCGCUAACACUUGACGAGUGACGUCAGAGAGCAACCUCGUUACGGCUUUACCCUUCGAGGAGGGUCUCCGACCAACGUCAGAAUUUUACACCUUGCUUUGUGCAUGGAUGAAAAAAGAAUCGGACUGGAGGAGAUCGCGAGUCAGAUAGCGAUGAGGUCAGGGUGACUAAAGUAAUGUAUUCUAAACUUUUUCUGUAGUCCUGAACAGAAUUACACAAGCAGCACUACAUGGAUUAGAUUCCCAUCACAGUCAUUGUGCCUUCAGUUCAAUCGGUACACUCAUCCUAUCAGGGUCAGAUACCUUGACUACGAAAUGCGUAACAAUUUACUCAACAACAUCCCUUUGAAAUGUUGUAGGGGACAAAAAGAGGGAGGAGAGAAUGUGUGAAAUGGAUGACUAGAAUAAUACGUCCUUGUAUCAAAUUUAGUUCCAUAUUUCAAAUGUAUAGGAAAUUAUAUCCAAUUAGUACAAUGUGCUAAAAUUGCUGUAACCUGUAAUUGUAUCAAACAAGAUGAUCAAUCUUUUGAUUACACAGUCAGAUGUUACUUUGUUGCAUUAAUUAAAAACAGUGCGCUUCGCUAGGCGUAUAAUCAACGAGUUUAUCGCUGCGGUUCAAUGGAUGGAUGACUGUGAGAGAGAAGAUUAUUUCUACAUGUAUAUACAUGUAGCAUUAGGAAAUGCUAUCGCUGAGCAUACGAGUUGGCUCUGUCCCUGCUCCAGGAAAUGAGCGGUCUGUUUAUCUGGGAGUUGUUAUCAGUUCUGUGGUUUGUGAAAAUGCUAACUUCAGAUGUGAAUGUUUGACAUGAUGUGAGAAAAGCACAUGAGGGGCCUUCAAUUCAGUAAGGAGUGCGAGGUUACCAUCGAAAUCGAAGAGAAAUCCAGCUUUGUAUGAGGAAGAGGCAAAUGAAGAAAACUCUCUGUUCUGAAAGUGGUCGAUAGGGAAAACGAUACGGAAAAACUCUUAUGAAACAAACUUUCGCACCCUCAAACGAUGCUUUUUUGGGGGGAGGGGUUCCAGAAUUGGGAAUUUCUUUACAUGCAGUUGUUCAUAGCUGUUCUGAACAACUGGAGGUGAAGCUCAGUUUUAAGGAAGGAAGGGAAGUGUCAUUGUUCCCCCGAGUUUAUUUUCAAAACAGGCCCCUUCUGGCCACCAUGGCUCCCAUUACCGUCUGAUCUACCGAUGAGAGGGAACCGAUCAAGCAAGGGAUUUGAAAGUUGUGAAAGAGAGGAAAGAAACCAAUUUAACCAGAACGGAUCCUCUACUUGAUGUCAGCUCCCCGAAGGACAUAUAUUGUUCGGGUGGUGUUUGGAUUCAGUGCGUGAUCGCACUGUGUGCAAAUAGCGUACAUAGUGUGGACCUCCAAAAAGGAACAUUUUUAGAGAACAAAGGAAUGUCCGCACUACGUUUUGUGAAACAAACGCGUGUUUGUUUGUUUGUUUAUGUUGGUGUGACGUUCGCAGGCUGCCUGUAAGGCGAGGACGGAAGAAAAGAAAAUCUGAUAAGACUUUUUUUUGUAGAAAGAGAUUUAAUAAAGUUCGACAGACUGUCGAAGUGAGGGAGACUGCGACAUGAUGUAAGUACCUGGAGGGUAUAUGAUGAGUGGCUGUGUUCGUGAAGACUGAAGUGAAAGACAAUCCAGACACUUGCGGGAUCCGGCGAAUAAGUGAUAAUGAAACCAAAGACUGAGAGAUUUUUCUAUAAAUUAACAAACGCUCGAUCGAGACAAAAAGACAAAAGCUAUACCGUCUCAAAAUAGAACAAGAACUUUCAAAUGUUAAAAAAUAUUCAUGUUAUGAGAUUAAAGAUACCGCCACUUUUUAGUGAAUGCAAGUUGCGUUAAGUGCUGAAUGAAGUAAAGAGCUAGGAACUCUCAAACCACAGACAACCUGUAACCUUUCAUAAAUACAUGAACUACAUGUACUUGCCAAACAGUUCAUUUUGGUUUGGAAGGUACUUGUGUAAGAGUUUCGCUGGCUUAAUCCAUUUUGCCUCCAUGUAAUAUCACUAAAGUAAAGUUAACAACACUUCGUGGUUAUUCAUUAUGACUAUUAUGGUUGGCUGUAACCCACUGGCGAUAAACUAGCGUGGUUUGGGGGGCCAGUAGAGUAGUUAAGCAAGUGAUGUGGGUACUUCUCAAAACUGAAUACAUAAUAGUCAUGAGCCACAGCUGUGUGCAGAUUGAAAGACAUUCAGAUACGUUAAAACAAUUUAUGUACAUUGUAUUCCAAAGUGAAAGUGGUUGGUCUUUUCACUUCUUUUACGAGUGCGGUUAAUUUCUGAACGUAGGCCUACUUUUAAUUAACAUGUUUUUUCCUUAAGAUACAAGUUAAUGUCCACCGUAUUCGAAUGAAGAGCGCGUAAGGUGGGUAUUUAAAAUCGUUAGUGAGAGUGCUUCUAUGAUUCACGAGUUUUAACAUAUUGUACUAAAAAUGACUGUAUGCUUGAUUAAAAAUAUUCAUGUAUAAUUCAUCUUGUCUAUGUCUUGUAGGAAAUCAAAUAAAUGUUAAAUGAGAU
This is a messenger RNA of Acanthaster planci (crown-of-thorns starfish), 4394 nucleotides long. Its product is annotated as prokineticin receptor 2-like. Gene Ontology annotation, cellular component: plasma membrane. Gene Ontology annotation, biological process: neuropeptide signaling pathway. Gene Ontology annotation, molecular function: neuropeptide Y receptor activity. The record is from RefSeq and is a predicted model, not a curated record. Lineage: Eukaryota; Metazoa; Echinodermata; Asteroidea; Valvatida; Acanthasteridae.